Leptinotarsa decemlineata (Colorado potato beetle) is the source of this 792-nucleotide messenger RNA. Its product is annotated as histone-arginine methyltransferase METTL23. The record is from RefSeq and is a predicted model, not a curated record. Gene Ontology annotation, cellular component: nucleus; cytoplasm. NCBI's taxonomy places the organism in Eukaryota, Metazoa, Arthropoda, Insecta, Coleoptera, Chrysomelidae.
CGCGGUGUGCUCGUGUUCUGUGUAAUGUCAAGCGGAUCAUCGGAGCAAUUGAAGAAAUUUGUAUUUUCUUCAAAAUAUUCCGUGCGAGGAGAAAUCCGUGAAGAAAAGUUAGAGGUCGUUAUUCCCGAGUUAUUACAAGCCAGCUACUCGUUUUACACCUGGCCUUCAUCUCCAGUUUUGGCGUGGUUUUUGUGGGAGAACCGCCAAGAGCUCGUCAACAAAAACGUUCUGGAAUUGGGUUGCGGCACCGCCUUACCUGGAAUAGUAGCAGCAAAGUGCGGCGCAAAAGUGGUCCUUAGCGAAUCAGCGACGCUACCAAAGUCUCUGGCACACACCCGACGCAGUUGUCAACUCAACAACCUCGUCCUCAACCAGCACGUGAAGGUAAUAGGCCUAACGUGGGGGUUGUUUCUGAACGACUUGGACUCUAUCGGCCCUCUAGACUUCAUCCUAGGCUCAGACUGUUUCUUUGAACCUUCGACUUUCGAAGAGAUCCUCGUUACAGUGUCUUAUCUGCUGGAACCGAACGCGGACGCCAAGUUCUUCUGCACCUACCAGGAUCGCAGUUCCGACUGGUCGAUUGAGCACCUCCUCGCAAAGUGGGAUUUGGAGUGCGUCGUGCACAAUAUCUCCAACUUGGGCUCCAGCGUCGGCUUGAACAUCCAAGAUCUUGUAGGCGACCACAGCAUCCACCUGCUGGAAAUCUCUAGGAAGUAGAUCGAGUGAUGGCGACGAAUAGCAUUAGGAACUUGUACAAGUUGUAUGUCGCUAACAUUCCUUGGACGAUUAGCA